This is a messenger RNA of Eimeria maxima, 726 nucleotides long. Its product is annotated as translation initiation factor SUI1 domain-containing protein, putative. Gene Ontology annotation, molecular function: translation initiation factor activity; mRNA binding. Bases 1 to 726 code for a protein of 241 amino acids. Gene Ontology annotation, biological process: formation of translation preinitiation complex; translation reinitiation. NCBI's taxonomy places the organism in Eukaryota, Apicomplexa, Conoidasida, Eucoccidiorida, Eimeriidae. The transcript is spliced from 5 exons. The record is from RefSeq and is a predicted model, not a curated record.
AUGGACGCUCACAAUAGCGACAGCAGUGGAAGCGGCAGUGAGGCGCCUGCGUUGUCCGGCCGGGCGAGGAGAAAAUUGCUACUACAGAAGCAGCAGCACUCUAGACAAAAGGAGCCAGCAAGUGCAACUGCACCCACAGUGAAUGACCCCGCUGAGGUGCCCACAGACGGGGACACGCAUAAUGCAGACCCGUGUGACAGCUCGUCCCAAGACCAACAACCACCAAUUACGGGUCCCUGCAAAGUUGAAUACUGCCCGACCUGCGGUAUGCCGUUUGAGUACUGCGAGUUCUCGGGUGCCGCCUGUUCAAAGCAAGCAGAAGCGAAGGACGACCCAAGUGAACAGGCCACGGCGUUAAAGCAAAAGGACGACGAGGAGCAACUGUCAAAUGAAUUACAAGAGAAGGCCGCAAUAUCGGAGGCAAAACGAGGCGCUGGGAAAAAGGAUGGUGCGAAGCCGGAAGUUGUGACUGUGCAGAAACAAGCAAAGCGGAGAGGCAAAUGCGCCACGAACGUCUGGGGGCUGGAAAACUUCGGCGUCAAACCGGAACAGGCGGCGAAACUUGCGAGUAAACAUUUUGCGUGUGGGUCUUCAUUCCAAAAGGGGCAACCUGGCCUAAAGCCUUUUGUUGAAAUUCAAGGUGACGUAGAGGAGACCAUUGCCGCUUUCCUUCUGAAGAAUUUCGGCAUACCCGAAGACAAGAUUGUCUUCCUUGCGGAGAAGUAG